Messenger RNA from Drosophila busckii, 3093 nucleotides. It is a transcript of the gene Ada3, whose product is annotated as transcriptional adapter 3-B. NCBI's taxonomy places the organism in Eukaryota, Metazoa, Arthropoda, Insecta, Diptera, Drosophilidae. Gene Ontology annotation, cellular component: SAGA complex. Gene Ontology annotation, molecular function: transcription coactivator activity. The record is from RefSeq and is a predicted model, not a curated record. The transcript has a single exon. Gene Ontology annotation, biological process: regulation of transcription by RNA polymerase II. Bases 39 to 1763 code for a protein of 574 amino acids.
UCGUAAAUAAAACAAUUUAGCCUUGAUAGUGUUAUUUUAUGCUGUUGUCAAUUUUAAAAUCAAAUGCAAUGAGCACAAACCUGAAGAAUAUUAAAAUGGCGCACUUUGGCGGAGGUGGUAGCAGCCUUGGCUACACCAUGUCAGCAGGUAAGCUACUGUCACACAGUAGCAGCAGCAGCAGCAGCACCAUCACCCUUGGAAGCACCCUACUCGGUGGCAGCGCAGCUGCGGCGGCUGCUGUUUUGAGCCACAAAGCUGAGGUUGGUGUAUUGGAGGGGAUGGCAAUGCCAAGUGGUACUCCAAUACCAUUAAUACGACGUCGCGAGAUGCCGAAAACGCUGCCAGCUAUAGCAGCAGCGCUGCAGCGUCCCGCCGACGAGCACUUGGCAGCCGAGAAUCUGGACGCGGUGCAGCUGGAGCUAGAGCAAAUGCUAUCCAAUGUAGCGCUGCGUGCGCGUGUGCUAAAAGCCGAAUACGAUAGCCUGGACAGGGAUGAAAGACGACAGGAUCGACGCAGGUAUGAUCGUUUACCGCAAAGCUCGCCGCCCAUGCAGACCAGCUUGCUCAAUGGACUGCUUGGCUUGGGCAGCAGUAGCAACAGUAACGGUGGCCCCUAUGGCCUUUCACUAAGCGGCAUAGGCAGCCCGGCGGGCGGCAAACGUAAAAUGCGUGACGAUCCCACAGUUGUGCGCAAGAAGCAUAGCGCCGUGACUAUAACAAAGGCACAGAUGGCACAAAAGCAUCUGGCCAAGCAUAGUCCGCUUACAGAUGAUAGCAUGGAUUAUCUAACGCUUCCGACGCUGCAAAUAACGCAGCCACCGCCGCAGCCAGCGCAACAUACUGUGCAAGCGCCACCGCAGUUGCCGCCACAACCAAAGCUAGCGUUGCCCAAAAACGAUAUGCCCAACAAAUUUUGGUUAUCCGUCGAACCCUACUGCAUGCCGCUAACGAAUGAGGAUCUGCGCCUGCUGGAUGAUCUGCUGGAGCAAUAUCGUGGCCCGCUGGUGCCGCCGCUGCCAGUGCUGGGACCACAUUAUGCCACACAAUGGGCGCAAGAGGAUAUGAAAUCGCUGCAGCCCGGCAAUGGACGCCAGAAAUCCCAAGCAUCACAGAAUAUGCUGAAGAAGGCCGAUCAGCUGCUGGAUAAGAAUAUCACAGGACCACUGACACAGCGUUUGGUCUCCGCGCUGCUGGAGGAAUCAUUGCCCAGUGAGCAGGCAGCGGUGGCUGAGCAGAGCAGCAGCAGCAAUAGCAACAGUCACAGUCACAGCGCCGAGCACGGCUCCAGCUCCAGCAAGGAUAAAUAUGGUGCGCUUAACAUGCUCAAGCACGGCGUCGGCAUUGAGCAGCGUCUGAAGCGUGAGCUGCUGGAUAGCGGCAUAUUGCUUUCAAAUGAACUCAACCCACAUGACCAGGACAUUGAUGAAGUGCUGCUGGAAAUUAAACGCGUCACCUCGGAAAUUGGCAGCGUGGCUCAAUUCAAUGCCGAGGAACUGAAACGUCUGCGUGCUGCCGCCAACGAAGAAAUUAAGCGCAUUGAAGUCAAGCGUAAGUUGGAUACCAUUGAUCAGGAGAUUCUCGAGUGCUACAAGCGCAAUCUGCAGUAUCGUUCCAAGCGCAAGGCCCAUACGCUCGAGGAGAAGCAAGAGAUUCUGCGUUUGACCAACGAGCAGCGUUCGCUGUCCGAACAAUUGGAACAGAUGCAGGUGCUCACCCUUGCCAGCUCGAGCUCGUCUAUAGGUUUCAGCGAUGGAAAAUUGUAGGACAGGGGAUUAGCCUGGGGCUGGCGCCAGCUUCUGGCUCUGCAUCGGGCUGCCACAUCGGCUCUGCUCAUGCAUCAAUGGGAGCAAAGCCUCAACGACAACAAUCACUUGGAUUUGCCUUUGCAAUGUGCAUGAUGCACAGCUGUUAAUGAAUUGUGCACUCAUUAAAGAAUCAAGCGACCAACAUUUGUAUACACAAUCACUUAACCAACAAGCAAUAGUUAAAAGACCAACCAAACUUAAGUUAGAUUUAAUUUUUGCAUCGAUGCCUUUAAACACAAUAGUACUAAGCCAAUUGAAUCAAUUCAAGCAUUUGAAAUUAAUUGCAAAUGAAUUAUUUUUGUCACAUUUUAAAUGAAUUCAUUUAGUCAAGCAUUGUUGGCAAAUGAAUGAUCUUCCAAAAAAGAGUAGAAUGCAUUGAUUAAUUAUUUUGAACACAUAAAUACGCUUACAAAUGAAUUCAUUUUGUAGCAUUGCGAAUGAAUGCAAAUCUUAUUGAAUCAAUUGAUUAUAUACAAACACAUAUUAACAAAAAGAAAAAAAAGGAGUCACUACCAAUAUGUUAACAAAUGCACCUGCAGGUGCAAUCCAUAUGAUUCAACUCAUAUCGAUUCACCACUCACAUGAUUCACUGCAUCAUAUGAUAUAACAAUUCACAUGAUGCCCACAAAAGCAAUGAACAUUAUUUUUGUACUUGUAUAAACUGCCAUAUAAAUCAAAAAGUGAAUCAUUUGUUUACAGCUGACUGAUAAAUAGAGUUAUAGUGCAUAUAUGCCUUUGUCAGCCAAUAACUUAAUUAAAAAAAAAAUACUUACACACAAAGCGAAACACUUAGACAUAAAACUUUGUAAAUAGCUUAAGUCGGUCCCCUACCUUAAAUAAACUUUAAUUAGAUAAUUAUGGCAAAACGAACUUUAUGCUUCACCACCACCACCGCUACCGUUACCGUUCGGCUCAAGCGUCUAGAGCGCUCUAAAAACUUGGCCCAAAUGCGGGCCUAUAACCCGAGCAAGAGAGCAUAGAGCAGCGGAAGCUACAGCUAUUUACCGUUCGAUAAGCUUAAUUAAAAUUAAACAAUCUCGUGUAAAAGAAAUAAUGCGUGAAUUAUAUCCGCAUAUACAUAUAUUGCAUAUAUAUAGAGUAUAUAUGAAUGCCGUUAAUUGGGCACAUAUUGAUAUAUUUAUCUCAAGGCAAUUGUUAGAUUUUAAUCUGAAUAAAUGGGAGUUAUGACUUUAGAUUUUAAAACGCAUUUAACAAAAAUCAAAUACAAGCAAAUUAAAAGAAAUAAAGUUUUCCAAUACACUAUAUCGUAGCUUAAGUAAAAGAUAUA